This is a messenger RNA of Monoraphidium neglectum, 837 nucleotides long. Its product is annotated as ribonucleoside-diphosphate reductase subunit M2. Gene Ontology annotation, biological process: deoxyribonucleotide biosynthetic process. The transcript has 5 exons. The record is from RefSeq and is a predicted model, not a curated record. Lineage: Eukaryota; Viridiplantae; Chlorophyta; Chlorophyceae; Sphaeropleales; Selenastraceae. Bases 1 to 837 code for a protein of 278 amino acids. Gene Ontology annotation, molecular function: oxidoreductase activity.
AUGUACAAGCAGGCGCUGGCCAGCUUCUGGACUGUGGACGAGGUGGACCUCAGCCAUGACGCCAGGGACUGGGCGCGGCUUAGUGCCGCGGAGCAGAGGUUUGUCAAGACCGUCCUCGCGUUCUUCGCGGCCUCAGACGGCAUCGUGCUGGAGAACCUCGCGGCAAACUUCAUGACGGAGAUCCAGUCCCCCGAGGCGCGCGCGUUCUACGGCUUCCAGAUUGCCAUUGAGAACAUACACAGCGAGAUGUACAGCCUGCUGCUGCAGUCGUACGUCAGGGACCCCACAGAGCGCGCCUCCCUGCUGCGCGCCAUACACACGGUCCCUGUCAUCGGCCGCAAAGCCGCCUGGGCGCUGCGCUGGGGCGGCAGCGGGGCGCCCUUUGCGCAGCGGCUGCUGGCGUUUGCGUGCGUCGAGGGCAUCCACUUCAGCGGCAGCUUCUGCGCCAUAUUUUGGAUCAAGAAGCGUGGCCUCAUGCCAGGGCUCACGUUCAGCAACGAGCUCAUCAGCCGGGACGAGGGGCUGCACACAGACUUUGCCUGCCUCCUGUACAGCCAGCUGCAGCACCCCCUGGACGAGGCCACGGCCCACGCCAUAGUGCGCGAGGCCGUGGAGCUGGAGGAGGCCUUUGUGGCGGAGGCGCUGCGCGUGGACCUCAUAGGCAUGAACCUGCGGCUCAUGGGGCAGUACGUGGAGUUCGUGGCGGACAGGCUGCUGGUGGCCCUGGGCUACUCCAAGCUGUAUGGCGCGCUCAACCCCUUUGACUGGAUGGAGAUGAUCAGCCUGCAGGGCAAGGUGGGGGCCAUGGCUGGGGCUGAUGUGGCACGAUUGGCGUGA